Molecule: messenger RNA, 7536 nt
Organism: Rubroshorea leprosula
Lineage: Eukaryota; Viridiplantae; Streptophyta; Magnoliopsida; Malvales; Dipterocarpaceae
Source: the annotation of a GenBank genome assembly
AAAAGGUGUAAACCAGAAUCUACGCGAGAGAUGAGAGGUAGAGAGAGAGUGAGUGCGAUCAGCAACGGGGCAUGCGGACGACGGACAGCACGGAGCUGGAAGCCUUUCGGAAACCAGAGAUGGAACAGAGAUGGGUGGAUUGAUGGUCUACUGAACAGAGGACUAAGGAAGAAGCAAGAUAUAUGGGGGUGUGAUAGAAGGGUGUAUAACCAAGCUACAGUAUUCUUCUUCACAAAUUUUCUGGAUGACUGGAGUCAUGAAAGUAUGUGGCUCACCUUUCGGAAAUAUGGAAGAGUCUUGGCUAUUUAUUGUCCACCAAGGAAAUCGAAAUCAAGGAGAAGAUUUGGGUUUGUACGUUUCUUAGAAGUUAAGAAUGAGGUGGAAUUGGAACGAAAGCUGGAUCAAAUCAGAGUAGGGAUGUUCAAGCUCUGGGUUAACAGACCAAGGUUCAGGAAGGAGGAGGAGAGAAACAGAGCAACAACAAAACCAGCUGUGAUGAAUCUUGUCAAUCCAGGGAGGUCAUUUGCAGAGGUUGUUAAAGGGAACCAGGGGUUGGCAGUUAAUGAAGGAAGACAUCUUCAGCAAGAUUCAAGUGCCAGAGAGUGCCAAAAUAAGAAACAGAAGAUUAACACGCCCAAAUCACAAACGCACGUAUGGAUCAUGAAAAAUAAUGUACGUGUAAGUGCUGGCCUGGAGUUUACUGUGAAAGAGGAGGACCUCCUAUGGAUGGAAGGGUGUUAUGUUGGAGUUGCACAUUCGGUUAACAUUAUCUCGACUCUACAGCAAAAGUUCUUCAUGGAAGGAUAUUUUUCGUGUCAAGUAAGACCUAUGGGGGGACGUUUGGUCUUAUUGGAAGGGGGCGACAAGGACGAGAUUAAGGACUUAGUUGAAACAACCCCGGAAUGGUUGGGGCAGUGGUUUGAGGAGGUAAAACCCUGGUCACCAUCAACGGUUGAUAAAGAAAGGUUCGUGUGGAUUCGAUGCCAAGGUGUUCCGAUUCAUGCCUGGGGGCCUGAGUUUUUCUCAACAAUUGGGGCUGUUUGGGGAAAGGUUAUUUCCUUAGAUGAUAGCACCAUUAAGAAGAACAUAUUUGACAUCGGAAGAUUUCUAAUCUCCACGCCCAUUAUGGAGUCCAUCUCUAAAUCCAUGAACAUCACAGUAAAUGGUAUGCCAUAUACAGUCAAAGUAAUGGAGGAGGAGGCAACCAACGGCAUCUUUUCCAUGAAGUCUGAUCAUGUUUUCAGAGAACUGAGUGCUUCAGAUGAUCACAGCUCGGAAUCAUGGUCCCUAAAUAGCGAUGGUGAGGAUGUCUUUGUUGAAUCUAUUCAUGGCGGAGGAGGAUCUAAGGAAUACGGGAGAAGUGCAGUUGGUAGGGCUGUUGAAGAUGACAUGGCAAAGGCUGAUGACGUGGGACAUGACCAUGGAAGAAGGCAAGAAGAGAGUUGGAUGGAGAGUUGCAAGAUGGAGACAAUGGCUAGAAGAAAGAAAUUUGAAUUUGAAGAUGAUAUUGAUGGAAUGAUGAGUGCUGAUGGCUCUAAUACUCAGGCUAAUGAGUAUAUUGAGUCAAGUAUUGGGAAAUCUCAAAAGUUUCCUAUCAGCAAGCUAGAAGAGACGGCUGAGGAGGGAGGCUAUGUGCCUGAUAGUCUGAGCAUGCAUUUAAUGCAAAAUCAGGGACAUAUUUCAAAUUGUGAAAAUGGUAAGGUGAUUGGGCCAAAUUAUCCGAACCGGUCCAUAGAGGAAAAGUGGGUUAAGGGCUACCGGCUGGAUCCUCAAGCAUGUUUGAGAGAUGAUGAGGAUUGGGCCUCCUAUAUGGGGCCCAAUAAAGGUAAUAAAUCAUAUGAAGCUGAUGUUGAUGUGGAGAUAAGUGAAACAGAGAAAGAUAAGCUCGAGGAGGAUGAGGUGAAUAGGAGAAGUAGGGGCAGCUUGAUACCCGAGGAAGAUGAGGCGAAGCGGACAUGCAGGGGCAGCUUGGUGCAUGUGGAGGAUGAGGCGAUUCGGAGAAAUUGGGUUAGCUUGAUAAAUGAGGAGGAUGAGGCGAAUCAGAGAAGCAGGGGGAGCUUGAGACCUGAGGAGGAUGAGGCGAAUCGGACAAGCAAGGGCAGAUUGAUGCAGGUGGAAGGUGAGGCGAAUCGGAGAAGAAAGGGCAGGUUGAUGUCCGAGGAGGAUGAGGUGGGUGACGUGAAUCAGAGAAGCAAUGGUAGUUUGAGCCGGUUAGAAGAUCUCAGUGAAGAAAAUUCCUUUUGGCAGGGAUUUGAAAGUGAAUCGGGGCAAUUGAAAGCUUGGAUGGGUAGAAAAGAGAGGAAACUUAAGAAACAUAAGAAGAAGAGAACGAGGACAUGUUCAUCUGUGUAUAAAAAUUCCAAAAUAGUGGUUCAGCCAAGGACAGAGGAGAUGCAGAGUAGACUAAAAAAACACCGAGAUUUAGAGGAGAAGAUGCCGUUGUUCUAUCCAGGCUCACAAAAUCAGGUAGCGGGUGACUCAAUAGCAGAUAGUGGCAUUGAAAACAGAAACAAGUGCUUGCAGAUGGAGGGUAAAAUCAACAAGGAAAUGAAGAUCUGGGGGUUUGCCAGAGAAAUUGGGGUUGUGGAUCGCGAAAAUGAGGAAGAAAUUAUGCAAAGGCUCGAGACCUUGGAGGAACGUGUGGGUGGUCAAGGGAAGAGAAAAGGGGUUAGAGAACUAGUGGUUCGGGAAAAGGUGGAGUUCUUAUCAAUACAAGAAUCAAAAACAGAGGUGGUGGAUCAUCAACUCUGUAGAGCUCUUUGGGGAUCGAAGGACUUUGAAUGGGUUGCUCAACCCUCAAAAGCUAGAACCCCUGUUUAUAUCAUCCACAUUUAUUCCCCUUGUGACCUUCCUAGUAAAAGAGCAUUAUGGGCUUCUCUCAAAAACCUUAUUUCUGAAAUCGGUGGGAACUGGUGUCUAAUGGGGGAUUUCAAUGCAGUAAGAAAUGAACAGGAAAGGAAGGGUGGGAUGAGUAUAAGGAGAGAAAUGCCAGAGUUUGACGAAUUUAUUAAUGAGUGUGGCCUUGUUGAUUUACCAUUAAUUGGCAGAAAAUUCACAUGGUAUCAAUCUAAUGGAGCCUCGAUGAGUAGGCUAGAUAGAUUUCUGCUCUCAGAAGAAUGGUGUUUGAAUUGGGAGAAUGUCGAACAAUGGGGCUUAAACCGUUCACUCUCUGAUCACUACCCAAUUAUACUCAAAAACCAAAUUACAGACUGGGGCCCAAAACCAUUUCGGUUCUUUGAUGCAUGGCUGGAACUACCCCAGUUUAAAGGCAUAGUCACUGAUACCUGGAAGUCUACAGAAGUAAAUGGAUGGAAUGGGUAUCGUCUGAAGGAGAAAUUGAAGGAAACUAAGAAGGUGAUUGGGCCAAAUUAUCCGAACCGGUCCAAAGAGGAGAAGUGGGUUAAGGGCUGCCGGUUGGAUCCUCAAGCAUGUUUGAGAGAUGAUGAGGAUUGGGCCUCCUAUAUGGGGCCCAAUAAAGGUAAUAAAUCAUAUGAAGCUGAUGUUGAUGUGGAGAUAAGUGAAACAGAGAAAGAUAAGCUCGAGGAGGAUGAGGUGAAUAGGAGAAGUAGGGGCAGCUUGAUACCCGAGGAAGAUGAGGCGAAGCGGACAUGCAGGGGCAGCUUGGUGCAUGUGGAGGAUGAGGCGAUUCGGAGAAAUUGGGUUAGCUUGAUAAAUGAGGAGGAUGAGGCGAAUCAGAGAAGCAGGGGGAGCUUGAGACCUGAGGAGGAUGAGGCGAAUCGGACAAGCAAGGGCAGAUUGAUGCAGGUGGAAGGUGAGGCGAAUCGGAGAAGAAAGGGCAGGUUGAUGUCCGAGGAGGAUGAGGUGGGUGACGUGAAUCAGAGAAGCAAUGGUAGUUUGAGCCGGUUAGAAGAUCUCAGUGAAGAAAAUUCCUUUUGGCAGGGAUUUGAAAGUGAAUCGGGGCAAUUGAAAGCUUGGAUGGGUAGAAAAGAGAGGAAACUUAAGAAACAUAAGAAGAAGAGAACGAGGACAUGUUCAUCUGUGUAUAAAAAUUCCAAAAUAGUGGUUCAGCCAAGGACAGAGGAGAUGCAGAGUAGACUAAAAAAACACCGAGAUUUAGAGGAGAAGAUGCCGUUGUUCUAUCCAGGCUCACAAAAUCAGGUAGCGGGUGACUCAAUAGCAGAUAGUGGCAUUGAAAACAGAAACAAGUGCUUGCAGAUGGAGGGUAAAAUCAACAAGGAAAUGAAGAUCUGGGGGUUUGCCAGAGAAAUUGGGGUUGUGGAUCGCGAAAAUGAGGAAGAAAUUAUGCAAAGGCUCGAGACCUUGGAGGAACGUGUGGGUGGUCAAGGGAAGAGAAAAGGGGUUAGAGAACUAGUGGUUCGGGAAAAGGUGGAGUUCUUAUCAAUACAAGAAUCAAAAACAGAGGUGGUGGAUCAUCAACUCUGUAGAGCUCUUUGGGGAUCGAAGGACUUUGAAUGGGUUGCUCAACCCUCAAAAGGUACGGCUGGAGGCUUGAUAUGUGUUUGGAAUUCUGAAUUAUUGAAGAAAGAUAGGAUUAUUGAAGGGGAUAAUUUUAUUGGGGUUUUUGGAUUUUGGGGGGCAGCUAGAACCCCUGUUUAUAUCAUCCACAUUUAUUCCCCUUGUGACCUUCCUAGUAAAAGAGCAUUAUGGGCUUCUCUCAAAAACCUUAUUUCUGAAAUCGGUGGGAACUGGUGUCUAAUGGGGGAUUUCAAUGCAGUAAGAAAUGAACAGGAAAGGAAGGGUGGGAUGAGUAUAAGGAGAGAAAUGCCAGAGUUUGACGAAUUUAUUAAUGAGUGUGGCCUUGUUGAUUUACCAUUAAUUGGCAGAAAAUUCACAUGGUAUCAAUCUAAUGGAGCCUCGAUGAGUAGGCUAGAUAGAUUUCUGCUCUCAGAAGAAUGGUGUUUGAAUUGGGAGAAUGUCGAACAAUGGGGCUUAAACCGUUCACUCUCUGAUCACUACCCAAUUAUACUCAAAAACCAAAUUACAGACUGGGGCCCAAAACCAUUUCGGUUCUUUGAUGCAUGGCUGGAACUACCCCAGUUUAAAGGCAUAGUCACUGAUACCUGGAAGUCUACAGAAGUAAAUGGAUGGAAUGGGUAUCGUCUGAAGGAGAAAUUGAAGGAAACUAAGAAGGUGCUGAAAGUGUGGAGCAAGAAUAUGAUCUCUGAGAUUGACUUGGGCAUACAAAAGAGCAUUGAUUCUAUUGCCGCUAUUGAUAAAAAAAGUGAGGAGAUGCCACUGUUGCCAGAAGAUAUUGAGGCUAGAAGGACAAAUUUCUUGGAGCUAUGGAAAAAUCAAAGGAUGAAGGAAAGUAUGUGGCGCCAAAAAGCUAGAAAGACAUGGAUAAGUGAGGGGGAUGCCAAUACAAAAUUUUUUCAUAGAUGUGUGAAAGGAAGAAGAAGAAAGAAUGAUAUAUCAAGUAUCCUGGUGGGGAAUCAACGACUUGAAGAAGUCAACAGUAUGAAAGAUGGUGUGGCUAACUAUUUUGAGACACUGUUUAAAAAAGAUGUGUGGCAACGUCCAGUCUUAGAUGGGAUUGAAUUCAAGAAGAUCUCAGAUGAGGAGAGGGCGAUGUUGGAAGCACCGUUUAGUGAGGAGGAAGUUAGACAAGCUGUGUGGAGUUGUGAGAGCACGAAAGCACCAGGAGCUGAUGGAUUCAACUUCAAAUUUGUCAAGGAGAUGUGGGGAACACUUAAGGAAGACCUAAUGGGAUAUGUAUCUGAUUUUCACAAGCAUGGCAAACUGGUUAGAGGGAUGAACAACUCCUUCAUUGUAUUUAUCCGAAAGUUGUCUUCUGUUUUGAAUGGGAUUAUUGGGGAGAAUCAGAUGGGUUUUGUUGGUGGAAGGCAAUUAGUUGACAGUGUGGUCAUCGCAAAUGAGAUUAUUGAUGAAGCCCAGAAAAGAAAGAAGAAAGGGUUUGUAUUUAAAGCUGACUUUGAAAAAGCUUAUGACAAAGUUUGCUGGGAAUUCCUGGAUUAUAUGAUGCUUAGAUUGGGGUUUGGUCAAAAAUGGAAAAACUGGAUUAAUGAAUGUUUGAAGACAGCAGAAGUCUUAGUACUACUAAAUGGCAGCACCACCAGGCAGUUUAAGAUGCAAAGAGGGCUCAGACAAGGUGAUCCUCUCUCCCCUUUCUUAUUUUUUAUUGUGGCUGAAGGUCUUAAUGGCAUCAUCUCAUCAGCUGCGUCAUUGGGGUUGUUUAAUGGGAUUGAAAUUGGGCAGUGUGGCAUGAAUGUAACCCAUCUCCAGUUUGCUGACGACACAAUUGUGUUUGGUAAUGCUUCGGAAGAAAAUAUUUGGGCUGUUAAAAGUAUUAUGAGGAUUUUUGAGAUGGUUUAUGGGCUUAAGAUUAACUUUGGAAAAAGUUUGCUUAUGGGCAUCAAUGUUUCGGAUGAGUGGAUGACUAGGAUGUCCUGUACUUUGAAUUGCAAACAGGGGAAAUUACCUUGUAAAUACCUAGGUAUGCUGAUUGGGGGUAAACGCAGAUGUAUUGCCAUGUGGAGACCCAUGAUUGAGUCCUUUAACAAGAAACUUGCCAGCUGGAAACAUAGAUAUAUCUCUCUUGGUGGAAGGAUCACGCUCCUUAACUUCGUGCUGUCUAGCCUCCCUAUGUUCACGAUGUCUGUCCACAUGCUGCCUAAAGGUUUGAUUCUUUUACUCGACAAAAUACGUAGAAAUUUUCUUGGGGGAGGUGGAGCGAAUAAUAGGAAGAUCAAUUGGGUUUGUUGGGAAAAUGUAUGUAGAAGUAAAUUGGAAGGUGGGCUAGGUGUGAAGGAUCUUAGGAAGUUUAAUUUAGCGUUGUUAGGUAAGUGGUGGAGUAGACUGGCGGAGGGAGAGGAAGGUCUUCUUUACAGGGUUAUUCGGGAGAAAUAUGGUAGUAGUGGAGGUAAUUGGUUGAACUGGAUUGUAGAGGACAACCAGAAGGGGUCCUUAUGGUGGAGGGAUGUCUGUAGAUUAGAUUAUUCGUGCUCAAGUAGAGUUGGCUGGCUUUUAGAUGGCUUUAAACUAAAGUUGGGAGAGGGCAGAUCAAAGAGCAUUUCUCAAAUGGGUUUCUGGAGCAAUGGAAGCUGGAAUUGGUCAUUAGAAUGGAGGAGACCUAACUUCUCAUGGGAGGAACACUCGAUGGCAGAGCUGUGGAGGAUGUUGCAGACUAUCCAACCAAUUAAGGGACAAAAGGACCAAUGGGAGUGGAGGCAUGAUCAUGGGAUUUAUUCAGCUAAAUCGGGAUAUCAUGCUCUUUCUAGCAACCACCAACAGAGUAGGAUCAACUUGCAUAAAAGAAUUUGGUGCAGACUAGUCCCCACAAAAAUAUGUGCCUUUGUUUGGAAAGUCAUACAAGAUAGAAUACCCUCUAAGCUAAAGGAUCAGGUAUCUCAACAGAAAGUCAUCCGGAAUGGAGGUGGAUCAAUGAGUGAAGGAGUUUGUAUGCCUGAAGCACUAAUGGUCUUUGGGGUUCUAUGCGGCAGUCAAGGAAUGCUCAGUGAAUGUGCGGGAUAGUGGGGCAAUAGCUGAAUUGUUUUUCAUGAUCAGUAUUGUGUCUGAUAAAGAUUUGCAACAGAA